AUGACCAAAUUCCUCCGAUGCUUUUUUCCGUACGCCAAGAAAUCGCCCGAAGACGAUCCGAAGAAUCAGGCGUUCCUGUGCGAAUCCUCGACGAGCUCCUCCAUUUGCGAGCUCUCCUAUCACCACGUGGAUGCGGUCAAUCAUCAGGCUCUACAGAAGAAAAUCAAAAAGUUGGAAGCGGAAAAGGCAGCACUCGUCGAGAAGAUGAGCAUGGAGCAUGAGAGCUAUAAAGCUAGUUGUGGAAAGAAGAAGAAGGUAUCUGAAUAUGAAUACGAAGUAAUCAGCGAGACGACGAAGAGCCACAUCUACUACGAAAUUGACGAGAAGCGCUUCCAGCAGAGAAUCAAGGAACGUCGGCAGAAUGAUUCCAAUUCAUACAUGACUAUUUAUUGA
Messenger RNA from Caenorhabditis sp. 36 PRJEB53466, 393 nucleotides. The record is from the annotation of a GenBank genome assembly. NCBI's taxonomy places the organism in Eukaryota, Metazoa, Nematoda, Chromadorea, Rhabditida, Rhabditidae.